UCGAAAUAAUAUCAUGAAAAUAUCGAAUAUCAUAAAGUAACACCGCAAUACUUCAACUCGUUUUUUCAAGCUUAUUCGACAUUGUAACAAGCAAAUAAAGUAAUAAAAGUAUAUUUUCAUAGUCUAAUUGUAGCCAUGCCAUGUGGAAAGCGGGCAUUAGUUAAAAAUUGGGAUAAGCCACGAGAAAUUCGGGUGAUUAAACCUUCGCGGUAUGAGCAGAAUGAAGCCUCUGUAAAAGUUCAUUGGAGAAACGCUAUACGUGCACUGGAGCUGUCCUAUCAAGACGAAGCGUUUUGGGCAUCGCAAAGUGAUACGGUUCGUGAACUCGUAGGACCAAAAAUAUAUAAAAGGAUAGUCAAGAUAUUCGACUUGCCAGAUGAAAAGCACUACCAGCCUCGUUCAGAGAGAUCGUCUCUGGACCCUUCAGAGCUGUACUACCAAACUGGAUCAGGUGCUCCUGUUGCAGGUCCUACACCAGGAACAUACUCAGAAAGCGACUUUGACCCAGCAAUUUAUGAUGACAUGGGAGAAGAAGAAGAGCCUGCAGUAGAACAAUCGGAACUUUGGACCACAACCUCAGAAACUACUACCGAUUUGAGAAGACCGUCCAAAUCGAGAUCAAUGUUGAAAGCAAAGUCACUCAGCUCAUCAAAAACAAUAUCUAAAUCUUUUUCGAAAUCAAUGUCUAAAUCCUUCUCGAAGUUAAGUAAGACAAAAAUUAAACCAAUAUCUCCAUCAUCGCGAAUUAUGAAGUCUGGGCUAGAAUCGAGCAUUGAUGAACCGGCUACAACUCUAGAUGACUUAGAAGUACAUGUUGGUGAAGAUAAAAUGAAGCAAGCCAUCAGGUCAAGGUUUCAAUUAAAAGGAAGAAAUCCUCACUUUGACAUGCUGUAUUGCAAUAAAUCUGAAACGGACAUGAUAAAAUGGAAAUCCAAGUAUAAACAGAAGACCAUUGAAGUAUCUGCGUCAGAUGAAUUCAGCAAGAAAGCUGAAAUCAUGACAAAGAAGAUUGCCAAAGAAUUCUAUGAUUGGUGGUCCGGCCUAGGCAAUGUAGAAUUUAAAAGUGAAAUUAAACGACCACAAGAUAUUGAAGAUUUGUUCCAAGUAUGGUUUGAUGAGCACGCAUCGCGAGGACUCGUGCUUGAUCCUAAGAUUCUUCCUUGCGUACUUCAAAGUAUUGCGGAUUAUGUUGGUGCUAAAAAGAGAUCGUGUCCAAGAGUUCUUAAGCGACAAAUCGCAUACGAUAUUCAUGCAGAGACCAGUCCUGCACAUACAAUGGCAUUCGGCACAUGUCUCCCACAAAAGUUGAAACACAUUCCACCGAAGAACAACACGGAGAGCUUAUGGCAUUGCGUCAAAAUACCGGAAGAUUUGCGCACAAUGGCUUGCGUCUGGGAUAAUAUACAGCAUCUAACAUCGACCAAAACCUUCCACCAGUGGCUACAAAAACGGCCACAUUUCCCGAUGCCACCUUUCCUGAAAUCACUCGAAGAGCCCGGCGAGAAAAAACAGCCGUUCAUUGUUCCAUCGGAUUACGUUUUGAAGGAAAAGACUUCUCUAACCUCUACACCAGACUUGGCUUUACCGGUCUCUGAAUUCUCUCUAGAACUCAAAGCGAUUUUGAGCGAACUUCUAAACGAUUGACGGUGAAUUUAUAUCGAUUUUGUUUAUAUCGAUUUUAUACUUCUUGAUAGAUUGAAUUGCUAUUUUGUACUUGUUUAGACUAAUAAAAUGAUUUAUUUACACUA
Messenger RNA from Maniola jurtina (meadow brown), 1748 nucleotides. RefSeq lists its product as uncharacterized. NCBI's taxonomy places the organism in Eukaryota, Metazoa, Arthropoda, Insecta, Lepidoptera, Nymphalidae. The coding region runs from base 136 to 1644 and encodes 502 amino acids. The transcript is spliced from 9 exons. The record is from RefSeq and is a predicted model, not a curated record.